UCGGUUUUGCCUAGAGUACUUCCAUCUACUUUGGUGGUUACAAUAGUAGCAGUUAUUGUAACAGUACUUUAUGAAAAAACCGACGUCAAGUUAGGUAUAGAUUCAACAUUUAUUCCAAUACUUGGGUUCGUCGUAGGUCUUUUGCUUACUUAUAGAACAAAUACUGCAUAUGACAGAUACUGGGAAGGAAGAAGAUUUUGGUCAGUUUUGGUCGUAGCUAUAAGAAAUCUUACAAGAACUAUUUGGAUAAACGUUAAAGAAGACGAAGGCACAAAAGAUAUCUUAGAAAAGAAAACAGCAAUAAAUUUAUUAUUGGGAUUUGCUGUAGCCACAAAGCAUUAUCUUCGAGAAGAAGAAGGAAGUAAUCAUGAGGAUUUAAAAUAUCUUAUAUCAAAUAUAAAGAGUAGUUUACCAGGAUUUGCACCUAUUGAAGAUCAAGAUUUAACAGAGAAUAAAAUUAGAGAAAAUUUAAAGUUAGGAAGACAAUCAAGCUUAAAGAUGUUUAAACCAAAAGUUAAACCACAUCAAAGACGGAAAGGUACCCCGAUACCUGUGAGCCAUAAUUUACCUUUAGAAAUAACACUUUAUCUUUCUUCAUAUAUUGAUACUCUAGCACAAAAAAAAAAAACUGAUGUUCCAACUACAAAUUCUAUGUAUGCUGCAUUAAAUACCAUGGUAGAUUGUUUGACUCAAUUUGAAAGAAUUUUAAGAAGUCCUAUUCCAUUGGCUUAUUCUAUUCAUUUGAAACAAACUGUUUGGAUAUAUUGCCUUAGUCUGCCUUUUCAAUUAAUUAAAAACCUUCAUUAUAUUACUAUUCCUGUUGUUUUUCUGGCGUCUAUGAUUUUGAUGGGCAUCGAGCUAAUCGGUGGUGAAAUUGAGAAUCCUUUCGGUUAUGACGAAAACGAUUUGGAACUAGACUCUUUCUGUUUUUUGAUUAAACGUGAAUUGGAUAAAAUCACUUCCAAUCCACGUCCAACCGUGGAAUCUUGGGUAUAUAAUCAAAAUAAUUACCCAUUUGGAGAUGAUGUUACGGGAACUGAAGCUCGCAAACUUUCAAUAGACGAUGUUCGCUCUAAACUUUCCAGUUCAUCAUCUAAUAAUGAUGGC
This is a messenger RNA of Rhizophagus irregularis DAOM 181602=DAOM 197198, 1107 nucleotides long. RefSeq lists its product as uncharacterized. Gene Ontology annotation, molecular function: chloride channel activity. The record is from RefSeq and is a predicted model, not a curated record. NCBI's taxonomy places the organism in Eukaryota, Fungi, Glomeromycota, Glomeromycetes, Glomerales, Glomeraceae.